Messenger RNA from Cucurbitaria berberidis CBS 394.84, 660 nucleotides. RefSeq lists its product as uncharacterized. The coding region runs from base 1 to 660 and encodes 219 amino acids. Gene Ontology annotation, cellular component: mitochondrial large ribosomal subunit. NCBI's taxonomy places the organism in Eukaryota, Fungi, Ascomycota, Dothideomycetes, Pleosporales, Cucurbitariaceae. The record is from RefSeq and is a predicted model, not a curated record. Gene Ontology annotation, molecular function: structural constituent of ribosome. The transcript has a single exon.
AUGUCGACAUGUAAAUCCCUCCUGCGAAUAUGUCUUCGCCCACAGCAACCGUCCCUCCUCCCCAGGGUACACUGCCGCCAUGAAUCCACCACGCGGCGACACCAGAAACUCCUCGCCCUCCCCGAAGCACCGUCCUACACCUCCGACCGCUCUGCUCCGACGCUCAUUUUCAAUCCACCCAGCUCGGCACCCAAUGUAUACCACACACCGCUGAAGUUCUUACCCAAGGACGACAAGCGACGACAAUUAUACGCUGCGGCUCAACGUUACGCAACGACCACCGCGCAUCGAAGACAAACUUCGCCUGUUGCCAUGCCGGGGACACCGCUCUCCGCUCCCUCCUUCCUACCCCCCCGCCCCAGCGCAAGUUUACCUGCGCCGCUGCGCCAACCGUAUGAGAAGAGGUACCAUCUCACCGCGCAAGAGAUUGAGGAGAUUCGGCAGUUACGACUGAGCGACCCGGAUAAAUGGACUCGAGUGCGGCUGGCGGAGAAAUUCGGCUGCAGUCAGUUCUUCGUCGGCAUGAUUGUCAAGGUGCCUGAGAAGGCGGAGAAGGUCAGCGCGGAGCAUGAGGCUGCGAGGCGGAAGUGGGGACAGCGGAGGAGGACUGCGCGGGAGGAUCGGGAGAGGAGGAAGGUGCUUUGGGGGAGGGAUGCAUAG